AACAAUAAGGGGGAAACAAGUGUUAUUGUUUUUCUGGGGUUGGAAAUUACUGAGCUAAGAGUAGUGGAAUGUGCACCCAAUUUGUAAAGUUUUGAUUUUGAAGAGGAAGUUUGUAGUGAUUUUCUGGAGAUCCGGGACUUGUUUAAUCUCUUAUGCCCCAUGAGGACUUUAUUCCCUGCUGAAUCCUGUAAAGAAGCACACCCAAAUGCUUUGAAUCCACAGUCUUCACUCAAAAUUGAAAGAGGGAAACUUUCCAAAUUGUCAUCAUACUCAUCUUCUGCCUCAAUAGAAUCUCUAGUCAAGGUCCCACAACCACCUAUACUCCCCUUGUUUAAACCUAUUGAUUAUGUGGAAGUUUUAGCUCAAAUCCAUGAAGAACUUGAGUCUCGUCCUCCUCAAGAGAGAUCGAAUCUGUUUUUGUUACAAUACCAGGUCUUUAGGGGCCUUGGGGAAGUUAAACUUAUGCGUAGAAGCCUCCAGGAAGCUUGGCAGAGAGCCAACACUGUUCAUGAAAAGAUUAUAUUUGGGGCAUGGUUGAAGUAUGAGAAGCAAGGGGAAGAGCUAAUAGCCGAUUUGCUAACAACUUGUGGUAAAUGUGCAAAUGAGUUUGGGCCCAUAGAUGUAGCGUCUCAACUUCCAUUUGAUGUAAAUGUAAGUUCCCAGAAGAGAGUGACCAACGAGAGUCACAUUUCACAAAAUGUUACUUUUACAAUUGGAAAUGAAAAAGUGAUUUGUGAUAGACAAAAAAUUUCUGAACUUUCGGCACCAUUUCAUGCAAUGCUAAAGGGGUAUUUCAGUGAAUCGCUCUCUGAGACUAUAGAUUUAUCUGAAAACAAUAUCUCUCCAUCAGGUAUGAAGGCAAUAAGUUAUUUCAGUUUGACUGGCUGUUUAAUUGAGGUCCCUCCAAAUCUUUUGUUGGAGGUAUUAGUUUUUGCAAACAAGUUUUGUUGUGAUAGACUUAAAGAUGCUUGUGAUAGAAGACUUGCAUCUUUAGUUUCCUCUAAAGAAGAUGCUGUGGAGCUCAUGGAAUAUGCUCUUAAUGAAAAUUCAGCUGUCCUUGCUGCAUCUUGUUUACAGGUCCUUAUAUGUGAUCUUCCAAACUGUUUGAAUGACAAUCGGGUGGUGGAGAUAUUUAUUCAUGCAAAUAGGCAGCAGCUAGCAUUCAUGGUUGGGCCGGGUUUAUUUGCACUUUUCUGUUUCUUAAGUGAAGUUUCCAUGAACCUUAAUUCUAGUUCCGACACAACAACUCAUUUCCUGGAACGGUUAGUGGAUUUUGCUGAAAAUGACAAGAUGAGACUUCUGGCUUUUCAUAAAUUGGGAUGUGUAAGACUCUUAAGAAAAGAAUACGAUGAAGCACGUUGUCUUUUUGAUGGGGCUGUAAAUGCAGGCCAUAUUUAUUCCAUUGCAGGUUUAGCUAGACUGGACUUUAUAAAGGGCGAGAAGCUUUCAUCUUACGAGAAGCUCAACUCUAUUAUUUCCUCUGUUACUCCACUUGGAUGGAUGUAUCAGGAAAGAUCUCUAUAUUGUGAUGGUAAUGUAAGGUGGGUGGACCUUGAGAAAGCAAGUGAGCUGGACCCUACUCUUAUAUACCCUUACAUGUAUAGGGCAGCCUCUUUAAUGAGGACACAGAAUGCUCAAGCUGCACUGGCUGAAAUCAAUCGGAUUCUUGGGUUCAAACUUUCAUUAGAAUGCUUGGAAAUACGUUUUUUUAUCUAUCUGGCUCUUGAGGACUACAAAGCAGCUCUCUGUGAUGUGCAAACAAUUCUUACUCUGCGUUCAGAUUAUAGAAUGUUUGAGGGGCGUGUAGCUGCAUCCCAACUCUGUACUCUUGUGCGUGAGCAUGUUGAACAUUGGACAACAGCAGAUUGUUGGGCACGGUUAUAUGACUGUUGGUCUGCAGUUGAUGAUAUUGGGUCUCUAUCUGUUAUCUACCAGAUGCUUGAAUCUGAUGCUACAAAAAGUGUUCUAUACUUCAGACAGUCAUUGCUUCUGUUGAGGCUUGGCUGUCCCGAGGCAGCUAUGCGGAGUUUACAGUUAGCUCGACAACAUGCAUCAAGUGACCAUGAACGACUCGUAUAUGAGGGGUGGAUCUUGUAUGAUACAGGUCAUUACGAGGAAGGUCUCAGGAAGGCUGAAGAGUCUAUUAGUAUAAAAAGGUCUUUUGAGGCCUUCUUCCUAAAGGCCUAUGCAUUGGCUGACUCUAGUCUAGAUUCAUCAUAUUCUUCAACUGUUAUUUCACUUCUGGAAGAUGCCUUGAGGUGUCCUUCAGAUAAUCUGCGCAAAGGUCAGGCACUGAACAAUCUUGGUAGUGUUUAUGUUGACUGUGGAAAAUUGGACUCUGCUGCCGAUUGUUAUAUCAAUGCACUGAAAAUCCGACACACCCGAGCCCAUCAGGGUCUUGCUCGUGUUCAUUGUCUCAAAAAUGAUAAGACAGCUGCUUACAUGGAAAUGACUGAACUUAUUGAGAAGGCAAAAAACAAUGCAUCUGCCUAUGAGAAGAGGUCUGAGUACUGUGAUCGUGAACUCGCAAAGGCAGAUCUGGAGAUGGUGACUAGAUUAGAUCCACUUCGAGUGUAUCCUUAUAGAUAUCGUGCUGCUGUAUUGAUGGACAAUCAUAAGGAAGAGGAAGCCAUUGCGGAACUCUCCAGAGCUAUUGCAUUUAAAUCUGAUCUGCACCUCUUACAUCUACGUGCAGCAUUCCAUGAACAUAAAGGUGAUGUCUUAGGUGCUCUAAGAGACUGUCGCGCUGCACUCUCGGUGGACCCAAACCACCAAGAAAUGUUGGAACUUCACACUCGAGUUAACAGUCAUGAGCCAUGAGUCACCAACAUAUAUGACUUUUCCCAGAUGGAAUUGCACAUUGAAAACUUGUAACCUUGGCUGCAUUCAGCUGAGUCAUGAAAAUCAAAUUUGUAAAAUGGAAAGUAUAGUUAAAUCAUAUUCCUGUCUAUAGUAAUGUAAAUGUGAAUUGUUACCAUUUCCCCCCGAGGGUGUGGUCCCAAUUUUGGAAUUGAUCUUGAUUUUUUUGGGGUAUAUUAUUUGUGUCAGAUAUGUUGUUU
Gastrolobium bilobum is the source of this 3059-nucleotide messenger RNA. Its product is annotated as ETO1-like protein 1. Lineage: Eukaryota; Viridiplantae; Streptophyta; Magnoliopsida; Fabales; Fabaceae. The transcript is spliced from 5 exons. The record is from RefSeq and is a predicted model, not a curated record. Gene Ontology annotation, biological process: negative regulation of ethylene-activated signaling pathway. Gene Ontology annotation, molecular function: protein binding. Bases 160 to 2820 code for a protein of 886 amino acids.